Messenger RNA from Thyridium curvatum, 1197 nucleotides. RefSeq lists its product as uncharacterized. Bases 1 to 1197 code for a protein of 398 amino acids. NCBI's taxonomy places the organism in Eukaryota, Fungi, Ascomycota, Sordariomycetes, Thyridiales, Thyridiaceae. The transcript is spliced from 2 exons. The record is from RefSeq and is a predicted model, not a curated record.
AUGGCCCCUUCAAAGUCCGCGCUGGCGCUCACCGUCGCCGGCCUGCUCGCGUGUGCGGGGAUGGGCGCCUACGGGACCUUCGGCGCCGGCUUCAACAACGGGCUCUUCGCCGCCAUCGAGAACUCAGUCGGCCACGCCCAGCCCGACCCGUACUUUAUCUCCGGGCCCAAGCCCUACCGGCUGGUCUACACCGGGUUCGAACCCUUCGACCGGCAGCUCCGGACGCUCAUCUCCUUCUUCGUCCUGCUCAUCGACGGGCCCAAGACCGGGGACGUCGUGCUCGUGUACUGGUACCUCAUGGCCCAGUUCUGCGCCGGCUGGAGCCUCCUGUUCCUCGAGGGCAUGCGCAGGGGCAACGCCGACAGGGCCGUCAGCUGGACGGGCGUCAUGGGCCUCAUCUUCCAAAACAUCACCUACACCAUCACCGUGCCGCUCUACCUCGUCCUGCACCUCUUCACCUCGCCCCUCGUCGCCGUCGGGCCCGCGACCUCGGACCUGGCCGCCGUCGACGCCAUCGACUCGAUGACCUUUCCCAUCACCAGCCUCGCGGCCUUCUGGGGCCCCGCCGUGCUCAUGGCCCUGCCGUCGCCCUCGGCCCGCGUCUCGGCCGCGAUGCACUACUCGUGGAACGCGCUGUGGCAGGCCUUCCCCGCCACGCAGGGCCUCUACCGCGGCGUCCUCAAGCUCGCCAUCCCGCAGGCCCACGACGCCGGCAUCCCGCAGUCCCGCCGGCUCAACCGCCAGGCCCUGGGCUACGUCUACGGCUUCGUCGCGCUGCUCGCCGCCGCCAGCCACCUGGGCCUGCUGGCCGCGGCCCUGGCGCCGGCCUCGCUCGUCCCGGCCGAGUACGGGGCCCUCGUCGCCGAGGUCGACCUGCUCAGCGCCUUCGUGCCGCGCUGGCCCGGCAGCCCGCCCGCCGUGGCCGACGUCGGCGCCGGCGCGCGCAUCACCGGCGCGGGCCUGCCGGAGCUGGUCAAGCUCUUCCUCCAGUGGGACAUCUACUGCGGCGGCGCGGCGAUCCUGAUCUGGGCCGUGUACCUGCACGGCGCGGCCGUCCCCGGCCGGAGCCUGGCCGGCCUGCUGCCCAAGGUCGCGGUCUGGACGCUGCUGGGUGGGUUCCCUGCUGCUGCGACUGUUCUGCUGUGGGAGCGCGACUGGGCUGUGUUUGCCGAGGAAAAGGGCAAGAAGACGCAGUGA